Messenger RNA from Rubroshorea leprosula, 715 nucleotides. The record is from the annotation of a GenBank genome assembly. Lineage: Eukaryota; Viridiplantae; Streptophyta; Magnoliopsida; Malvales; Dipterocarpaceae.
CUUUCGUUCUGCCCGCCGGUUCGCAGCAAUAUGGUCCUGGGGAUGUGGUACGCCCUUACCAUCUCCUCAAGUCUUUUGUACCCACUUAUGGAGGGCGUACAAUCUGCUACUUCGUGAUGAAGCGCAGCCACGAACUUGAAUCCAGCGGGCAGAUCCUUUGGUGCUUUCCGUAGGUUACUCAACCUACCCGGGAUCGUCACGCUUUCCCAUCCCCCAACCACCGGCCGAUCUGAGACACUGCUUACAAAAUCCCCCACUUCUUCUUCCUGGAUGGGUGUCUCUUCAGUGGACGAGCUGCUAGAUGACGCAGUAGGCUGGUCGCCACUAUCAUCCCUGGCGCUCGAACUGGCGCUUGCCUCAGGCGCCAUUCUUUCCGGCGAGUCCUGCAACUCAGGCGGCACUAUCAUAGUGAUAGGCUCCACUGACAAUACCCCUGCCUCUUCCCCCUCUCUGCCCUGGUUACCUCGUUGCUCUGUGAGUUCUCUUAAUGAAACCAUUUUUACCUAAAACUGAGUGUGAAGUUGAUUCGAUGUACGGGUUCUUCAAGCUGGAGCUGUUCUGCUUCAGAGAAUUUUGGAAAGUUUAAGCAAACACAGAAAUGAAAAUGAAAGAGGAAACGGUUACGCAGAGAAGGAUAUGGUAGUGUUAAUUGCCGUACGCGUGUUUCUGACGCGCCAAUUCGCGUCAUACACGUGGCGCACGCUUAACGUUCCUU